Anopheles darlingi is the source of this 2566-nucleotide messenger RNA. Its product is annotated as protein croquemort. The transcript is spliced from 9 exons. Gene Ontology annotation, molecular function: scavenger receptor activity. NCBI's taxonomy places the organism in Eukaryota, Metazoa, Arthropoda, Insecta, Diptera, Culicidae. Gene Ontology annotation, cellular component: cytoplasm; membrane. Bases 446 to 2170 code for a protein of 574 amino acids. The record is from RefSeq and is a predicted model, not a curated record.
GCCUUCCAACGAACAAGAUCUCCGUCAUCCGGUUGGUGAAGGAUUCUAUCAUUGGGGGCUGUAAUCGAACAGCUGAGAGUAAAAGCCACAUCAAUCCUUGAAAGUUAGUGUGAGCCAAUCGAUGUGUGUGAUAGAAUGAGUUGUGAUGGUGAAGAAACGAAUUAAAUUUUCAGUAGAGAAGUGUUUUGUCGUCUACUGGAUUCUAUAACGUACUGUAAUUCGCAAUCGUGUAUGAUUUUUUUUUAUGGAAACAGUUAUCGUCGGAUUCUACACAGUGACAUCGGUUGUAAUAGAAAGCUUCAUUAAAAUUUCUUUAAUGAACAUAGCCUUCGUGAAGAGUAACGGAGAAAGUUGAAAAUUAAUAACCGAGAUAAUAACCCGGUGCGCAUAGUCGGGAAAUAUCGAAUCCAUCUAGUUUCGCCAUCAGCGACUGAAUAGAAUCAAAAUGACUACGACACCGGCAUUUCCAUUGGCAGCAAAGAGGAAGAGAGUUUUGAAGCUGUGCUGUCUCGGUGUACUGUUCAUUACAAUUGCCUACGCAAUCAUAGUGAUUGAUCCAACUGAAGUGAUUGUUGAAGAUAAAUUGUCCAUGUAUGAAGGCUCUUACUUGAAUCGGUUGUGGAAAAAACCCCCUCUCGACGUCUUCAUCAGCAUUUACGUGUUCAACAUUUCAAACCCAGAGGCUUUUAUGCGUGGCGAAGAACGACUACGGUUGCAGGAAAUCGGACCGUACGUGUAUCAGGAGUUUUUGGAACAUCACAAUUCAACCUUCAACCCCAAUGGCACCCUGAGUUUUGUGCCGGUUAGGCGGCAAGUGUUUGUACCUGAGAGAUCGGUCGGUGACCCUAAGGAAGAUCGCAUAAUGAUCCCGAACAUAGCCUUGUUGGGAGUGUCGAGUGCUGCUUACAGGAUGUCUACAUUUGCUGCUCUUGCCGUGGCGGCUGCUCUUCGACCGCUCGGCAUGGCACCUAUCUUGAACAUUACUACGCAUGAUCUUCUGUGGGGUUACGACGAUCCGCUUGUUAAGAUUGCCUCUACCUUGCUACCGGACAUAAUUCACUUCCAAAAGCUGGGCGUAUUGGAUCGGAUGUUUGACGAUGGCUUUGACACCGUCACGAUUAAUCUUCCCGAAUCAGUGCGCAACCAACAACAGGCAAACGGUGACAACUCAUUUGUUGACGACGAUGUACCUGAACAAUUACAAGAAGAAUACUAUGACGAAAAAACAUCAGCAGCUGGCAAGAGCGAACCGAUCAGAGACUAUUCGAUAGACCUAUGGAAUGGAUCGCCGGGACUGGCCCAUUGGGGUUACGUAGGAAAAGAUCGAUGGGAUGCCAAUGAAAGAAACACACCCUGCAACACUCUUCAGGGAUCUUAUGACGGCUCAGUGUUUCCACGUAAUAUCUCUAAAAAAGAGGUGUUUAAAGUGUAUCGCAAAGCUUUUUGUCGCACUCUUCCGAUUGCUUAUGAAAGGGAAGGCGAAGUGGAUGGUAUCAAAGCGUAUUGGUUUUCGAUACAGGAGAAUGCAUUUGAAAGCUCUCUAGAUGAUCCUUAUACCUCUUGUUACUGCAGAAACAAUCAAUGUCUUCCAAAAGGUCUGGGCGAUUUAAGCCCCUGUUGGUAUAACAUUCCCGUAGCGGUAUCACUACCGCAUUUCUACAAAGGUGAUCCAGGGCUCGUAAAUGCGAUUGACGGACUAAGUCCAAACAAAGAUAAACACGAUGCCGUUAUCAUUAUGCAACCGCAACUCGGUAUUCCCAUGAAGGCAAACAUUCGGGUGCAAAUCAGUCUUCUCUCUAAUAUCAGCUUCAACUCCGAAUUGAAGCCGUUUCACAAUACGGUGAUUCCGUUGAUAUGGGCAGAGAUGUCGUUAGAGAAGCUAACACCGGAGCUCAUACUUUUGUUGAACCUCCUGUUUGACAUAGCUCCAUACUUACAGACUGGCAUCGUGUGCCUGUUAGGUCUUUUGGGAGCCUCGCUCAUCGCAACAGCGGCACUGGUGUUGCUGUGUUCGGCCGAAGCGGCAAAGUUCGAGUAUGAUCCACGCAAAUCGAUCCGGUAUUCAACGGUCAAUAUGAUCCCGUAUCCUUUAUUGCGAAAGGAGAUUGAAAAAUAUGGCGAUGGGGAACCGAUUCGCAGGGAACCGUUGCUGAUAGAGAACUAUGCGUGAAAUCAGCAGAGGCUGCAGCAUAACUGUAUACACUAGAGCACCCUUUGUUUGUUGAAUCUCUCCGCUGGUCGGUGACGGUCACCGUUAUCGUCGGUGGGGACAUUCGAACUGAGAUUUUAUUCUUAUAGAAUAAUACCACUAAGCUAGCAUCCGCACACAAAUAGUCAUGUGCGCAAGAACACAACUCGGAAAAAUGGUAGAACUACUUAAUUGUGAUAUUUUUUAUGAUAACUAGCUAGAGGUAAAAACACCGUUGGAGGGUUCAGUAUCUUUACACUGUAGAAACGUAGUUACAAUUUUAAAUAUUGUUAUUUUUUAUCAGAUAUUUCCGUCGUCGGAGUUUAGAUGGUUUUAUAUACGUUAAAGUAAUAAAGGUGGUGUUAAUAAUUAAUGUUA